Gastrolobium bilobum is the source of this 1164-nucleotide messenger RNA. RefSeq lists its product as uncharacterized. Bases 1 to 1164 code for a protein of 387 amino acids. The record is from RefSeq and is a predicted model, not a curated record. Gene Ontology annotation, biological process: telomere maintenance; DNA repair. NCBI's taxonomy places the organism in Eukaryota, Viridiplantae, Streptophyta, Magnoliopsida, Fabales, Fabaceae. Gene Ontology annotation, molecular function: DNA helicase activity. The transcript is spliced from 3 exons.
AUGGCUUCGCUUAUACUUUUAUUUUCAGAACUUGUUAGGAAUCAUGAGUGGGAUGCUGCAGCUCUGUUAGCAACGUACCCUCCCUCUUCUUAUUAUUCUACAAUAACGUCAUCUUGUGCUGCAGCUAAAGCUACUGUGAGCAAACCAUUGAAAGAAGAGGGUAACAAUAACAUGCUGAAGCAGAACAGCCAGAAAACUGAAGAUGCUGUGAUGGAGAAUCCAAUGGAGUCGAGGGUAUUUUUCUUUGAGGCUCUAGACAAAACACUUAGAGAUGUUCUUAGAUUUUCUGAUGCAUGUUGUUUGGAUAAGCCAUUUGGUGGAAAGGUUAUUGUUAUGGGAGGUGACUUUCGGCAAAUAUUACCUGUUAUUCCUCAUGGCAGCAGGCAAGAGGUAGUGAAUGCAAUAAAAAAUUCUUCCUAUCUUUGGUCUCAUUGUCAGUUAUUAACUUUGACCAAGAAUAUGCGUCUUAAUUCUGGAAGCGGCAUGCAAAAUUUAAUGGAGAUAAAAGAUUUUUCUGACUGGCUUCUUAAAGUAAAGGAUGGUGAUCUUGGAGAUGAUGUUGAUGGAGAAUCUAUGAUCGUAAUUCCAAAUGGAUUAUUAAUUAAAGAAUCAGAACAUCCACUAUCGGAUUUGAUUGAUUUUGUUUACCCAAAACUAUUGGAUAAUUUGUUAGAUACCACAUUCUUUAAACAACGUGCAAUUUUAACCCCUAAAUUGGUAGAUGUUGGUAUGUUAAAUGAGCUCUUAAUGACUAUAAUUCCAGGUGAAGAAAAAAUAGAUAAUAUUUUGAAGCAGGAUAAUAAUUCUGAACUCGAGGAUGUCGAAUUCUCUCAUGAGAUUUUAAAUACCUUCUCAUGUUCAGGAAUUCCUAACCAUAAAUUAACUCUGAAGGUUAAUGUGCCUGUUAUGCUAUUGAGAAAUAUUGAUCAAUCAAGAGGUUUAUGCAACGACACAAGAUUGCUUAUUUCAAGAUUAGGCAAUCGAGUUGUUGAGUCACUUUCUCAUGUUGGUGUUUAUAUCCCUAAGCCUGUCUUCAGUAAUGGGAAAUUAUAUGUUGCACUAUCAAGGGUAAAGAGCAAACAGGGAUUGAAAAUUUUAAUACUUGAUGAUGAUGAGAAUAUUACAAAUAGUGCAUUUAACAUUGUCUACAAGGAAGUAUUUUAG